This is a messenger RNA of Acaulospora colombiana, 335 nucleotides long. The record is from the annotation of a GenBank genome assembly. NCBI's taxonomy places the organism in Eukaryota, Fungi, Glomeromycota, Glomeromycetes, Diversisporales, Acaulosporaceae.
UACAAGCCAAAAAUAUGUCUGAAGAGACAAAGAAAAAACUUAGCAAUACUGUUGCCAACGCUGCCGCUGGGUUUGGAAACAGAUACGCGUGGAUGAAUACGGGUAGUACGCCUCUUCCACGGCGACCUGCUGCCACUGCUAGUGGCACGGGAGGUGGCCCUGUCGCCUUUGGAACCGGUUGGGGGUCUUGGGGUACCUCCAAAGCCAAAGGGAGAGCGAAAGGGGCGAAAGGAGGAGACAAAGAGCGGACUAUUGGGUUGCGCGACGUUCUAUUCGCUGUCGAGCGUGAAAAGGGACAUGGUGCUGGUAGAGGAAGCGCUCGUGGAUGGAGCUGA